AUGAACCCCGAAUACGAUUAUCUCUUCAAGCUCCUCCUCAUCGGAGACUCCGGUGUUGGAAAGUCCUGCUUGCUGCUUCGUUUCGCUGACGACACCUACACUGAGAGUUAUAUCUCCACUAUCGGUGUAGACUUCAAAAUCCGCACCAUCGAACUCGAUGGCAAAACCGUGAAACUUCAGAUUUGGGACACUGCUGGCCAGGAACGUUUCCGCACCAUCACCUCCUCUUACUACCGUGGCGCUCACGGAAUUUGUGUGGUUUACGAUGUGACCGACAUGGACUCCUUCAACAACGUCAAGCAGUGGCUUCAGGAAAUUGACCGAUACGCCACCGAGGGUGUAAACAAAUUGCUGGUGGGCAACAAGAGCGAUAUGGAGGACAAGAAGGUCGUGGAGUACACCGUUGCGAAGGAGUUCGCUGACAGCCUCGGAAUCCCCUUCCUUGAAACCUCCGCCAAGAACGCAUCAAAUGUCGAGCAGGCUUUCUUGACCAUGGCACGUCAGAUCAAGGAGCGUAUGGGCACAGCUACCGUCAACAACAAGCCCACUGUGCAGGUUGGCCAAGGCCAAGGUGUCCAGUCCGGAUCGGCAGGCGGUUGUUGCUAA
Messenger RNA from Penicillium angulare, 606 nucleotides. RefSeq names its product Rab family GTPase YPT1. Gene Ontology annotation, molecular function: GTPase activity; GTP binding. Bases 1 to 606 code for a protein of 201 amino acids. The transcript is spliced from 5 exons. The record is from RefSeq and is a predicted model, not a curated record. NCBI's taxonomy places the organism in Eukaryota, Fungi, Ascomycota, Eurotiomycetes, Eurotiales, Aspergillaceae.